UUCUUCUUCUCCCCUGCAGCCGAACAAAGGCCCCCAAGCCCGACAGCACCUCCCUUUGAAAAACCGGUAGAAAGCUUGAGAUUUCCCCUUUCUUUUCUUGUUCUAUGACUGAAAUUGAACCCAGAAUUCUUCCCCCUGCAGAGAAAUUCCAGAUCUGCUCGGUUUCUCCCCCUCCCCUGUCCGUGAGCUGCAGCUUGUGAUGCGAUUUUUGGGCUUUUUCUAAUUCCCCCUGAAUUUCUCCUUCAUUCCCGCUGGCCUUCCCCUAGCUUGCAGCUCUGGUUUGCUUGUUUCAAAAUUUUGGAAGUGAAGUCAAAGACGGGGAAAAAUGAAGGGAGUGACGAGUGAGAAGGCUAGCCAUCUUGUAAAUUGGGCAUAGAUUUUGGAUAUAAAUCGUGAUCUUGUAAGCUAGAUUUUAUUUGGAGAUUUUAUGAUAUCAGGGUAAAUUUUAUAAUUAAAUCUUCAGAUUUUGUGAUAUCAGAUUGUGGUUACUUUCAGUGAUUUUCACGUUUUUUAUAUUAUUUUGGGCUAAACAUUUAUUUAUUUGAGGCCCAAUUUGUGAUUAUUAGAAUUAGGGCUUAGGGUGUUAGUUUCCUAUUUUGAUUAGAAUUACUUUUCCCUAUUUUGAUUAGAAUUACUUUUCCCUAUUUAAAGGGCUUAUAACCCUAAUUAGGGUAGCUAUUGAAUCGGAGUUUUUUGAGAGACUUUUCUCUUUAGUUCAUUUUAGAACUUUACAAAACUUAUCAAGAUUAUUCUUGUGGCGUUCUAAUAUGACUUAUCAUUCUCGUUCUUAAUCGUUCGAAGGUGUGGCGUCAACCAACUUUAUACCUUUGGUUUUUGUUGCGUCAUAGACAAUGGGUCGAGGUUUUUUUACCUUUGGUUCUUGUUGCAAUAUAAACAACGGGUCAAGGUCUUAUUAUAAACUUGAUUUGGCUUUCUUGGAGUUUAGAAAUCCCUUGUCAUGUUAUGGGUCUCAUUGUUCUCUUUGGGGUUCUCAUCAUCUUGGUAUCAAAGCAUCAUAUCCUAAAUUAGGAAUCUUACUGCAUUAAGGAAAUUUAAAGUCAAUUCCUACUAGGAAGUGGUUGAACUGAUCUGUUCGUUUUAAUUUGUUUGGGUUUGGUUCUUUUAUUGCUUCUCUUGUUCGUUCCUUUGUGUCUUUUUGUUUCCUUUAACUCUUGUAGCAGAUUUGUUGAAGUUAGAUUGCUGUAAAAUAACUUGAAUUGAGCUUGUUUAGUUCAAUAACGAACUAAAAGAGGAAAGUUGAGCAAGGGAAAAAGGCAAGAGGUGUGAGCAACACUUGAGAGAAAAGCCAAGUCCUAUAGUGUGCAAAACAUGAGCGUUGAGUGCCCUUCUGUGAGAGAGUGGAGUGAAACACGUAAGGGAGUGUUGUGAGGUCCUUUUAUUCUUUUGUUCCUAACAUUUGUUGCAGGUUUUAAUAAUGUUAAGUGGUGAUGACAAAUCAACCACUAGAAGACACCAUGUGGAUGAAUCAAACAUGAUGUCCAGCCUCUGACAUUGUUGUUGCAUUGCUUUGAGCAUGAAAGAUUCAUCCACAUGGUGUCUUCAAGUGGUGAUGACAAAUCAAGCACUAGGGAAUGAUGGGAAUCAAGAUGACCCCACAUGUACCAUGUCAAGAGAUCCAAUACACAUUCUAGGAGGUCCAAUCACGAGAGCUAGAGCUAGGAAGAUGCGAAAAGCUUUAAAUGGCCCUAUUGAGUAGAUCUGGGUUGAUAACAACAUGCAACAAGUAAAUCAAAGCUUGGAUGAUUAUCAAGGCAUGCUAAACACCAUUCAGGUUCAAGAGAAGCUUAAUUGAGGCCAUUUAUGCUAAAUUACACAAUUUGCAUCAAAGUCCCGCAAUUCUGUCGCAAUUUGUAACAAGUUGAUAUUUCAUAUUACUUCAGGUUAUUUUCAGUGAUGUUGACAUUUUUUAUAUUAUUUUGGGCUGAACAUUCAUUUAUUUG
This is a messenger RNA of Rubroshorea leprosula, 1961 nucleotides long. The record is from the annotation of a GenBank genome assembly. NCBI's taxonomy places the organism in Eukaryota, Viridiplantae, Streptophyta, Magnoliopsida, Malvales, Dipterocarpaceae.